Messenger RNA from Girardinichthys multiradiatus, 6513 nucleotides. RefSeq names its product fibronectin type III domain containing 1 (gene fndc1). The record is from RefSeq and is a predicted model, not a curated record. Gene Ontology annotation, molecular function: protein binding. The transcript is spliced from 22 exons. The coding region runs from base 58 to 5559 and encodes 1833 amino acids. NCBI's taxonomy places the organism in Eukaryota, Metazoa, Chordata, Actinopteri, Cyprinodontiformes, Goodeidae.
GUGUCCCUGCCCUCUGCAUCCAGCUGUUCCUGCGCUCCACAGAGCGCCACAUGUACUAUGGCUUCAGUCGCAAGCAGGGCGCUUUUGGCGCUAUUCUUUACGUUUUGCGCCCCACAAUGCGGAUGGACAGCAGAGAAACAUCUGCGGCCUCAAAGCGGGAAACAGACAGCUGUGGACAAAGUCUUUGGGGAGAGCUGGGAGCCUUCAGUCCUUCUGGAUGGAAGACCCGUGGACCGCUUCGUCUUCAAUAAACCCACCAGGUCCCACCCCUUAACUAAAGUGAGCAAGGACAGCAGCCCACAUCCAAUGCAGGACGUAGACCCAGAGUGGAUUAACCUGGAUGGGUUUGCUGUGUUGGGUCAUGCACCUGUCAACAACUCAUCAACAGGUUUUGUCAGGUCCUCACAAACCACAGUCGGAAACAACUCUGCUGCGGGGCGGAAAAUCAGGGUGGACAGAACGACUCAGUCUGCGGGUGUGGCCUACACCAGGACCCACAGGAGGGCGCCUCAGUCCUCCUCAGGUCCAAGGCAGCCUGAGAGAGCUUUGUCAGGAACCCCACUGUUAGAGAGAAGAUGGCAAGACCGAACCAAGCCUCAGGCUGACCAGAGAAACCGACAAACACCAAAACUCACAUCUGAGUCCGUUCAUGUGGUGUCACUGCAGGCACAAAAGGCCCAUGGCCAGAGCCUACCUAACAACAGAGCAGCUACAGCCAAAACCUCCCCACCAGAGCCCCCUGAAUAUGAGGCCCGGGACAUCAGUGUCAGGGUCAUGUCUCCAAAGUCAGUCCUCAUUUCCUGGGUUGACCCUGCUGUUGAAAUGGGGAAAGUUGCCCCUGGGGCAUCCAGAUCAUACACAGUCAAGUUCAGGGAGAAGGGAGAGUCAGCACGCUGGGAGUACAAGGAAAGCAUCCAGAGGAGAAUGAUGAUAGACACCCUGUCUGCUGACGGCAUGUACGAGUUCUCUGUCAGAAUCUCUCAAGGAGAAAAACAGGGCAAAUGGAGCGUUUCCGUCUUUCAGAGGACUCCUGAGUCGGCACCAUCUGGGCCACCUGAAAGUUUUGAAGUCAAGCCACUAAGAGGAAAAGGAACUGCUGUGAUUGCAACUUGGGAUCCUCCAGAAGAACCAAAUGGAAGGAUAGGAGAGUAUAUUCUGUCUUAUGCCCCUGCUAUGAAACCAUUUGGGAUGAAAAGCUUAACAUACCGUGGGGGUACCACCACAGCCACUAUUGAUGGCCUGACACCAGGAGAGCGUUACAUUUUCAAGAUCCGAGCCACCAACAGAAGAGGAAUGGGACCACAGAGCAAGGCCUUCAGUGUUGCCAUGCCACGGUCCAGCAGCCCUGGCUCUCCACUUUCAAAAACCAAGGACAGCCAGAAAACCAGUCAUACAACAAUCAAACAGGAUAUUGAUGAGAAAUCUGGCCUCAAACCCACAGAAGCACCAGAGGAUUCAAUAACAACCCCCAAGCCACACAAUACCAACAAACGUCUACGUCCACUUUCCCAGACACGAUCCUAUCACAGUAUCUUCUCCUCUAUAAGAGGCUCAGUCAGGAAUGUGCUGAACAGAGGCUCAACAAGAGGAGCAGAGAGAGAACAUGAAGAAAAAGAAGAUGACAAAAUACCUACAACCCCAUCUCCUGUGGCAGAAACAACCACAGUUGUGCCAGAGACAAAAGAUAUGGACAACGAUGUAUCCCCUUUAUCUGAGGAGGAAACAGAUUAUGGGGAAGAGCACCUGACUACCAAAACACCCAGCCUAAAGGUUUUGACACCCUCCACAACUAAGCGUCCUUAUCGCCCUAAUAGAAGGCCAAUCAAGAUCAGGGUCCAUCAAAAGACUGGAUCUAAGAAUACUUCUCCUGUGUCAUCCACUGGUUCAACCUCAUCAUCUUCAACUUCAUCCUCAUCAUCCUCUGCUACUUCCUCAGUUUCCUCCCCUGCUAAGAACCUUUUUUCUUCCUCCAAAUCAUCAUUAUCAUCACCUGCUGAAUCUUCAUUAAUACCUUCCUCACAUAUUCAAGAGUCAGCACCAAGUGGAAAGGACAAUGCAGACUCUACAAACCAUGAAACCAAAAAUAUAGACACAAAACCAGACCCAACUUCAUCUAGAGACAGUUUAACACAAAGAAAAUCCUUGAUCACUGUCAAUGUACAGAACACAGAGACUACACUGACUGGUACUGGCUCUUCCAUGGUAGAGCGUAGCAGUAAUGCUGGCUCUCGUUUUGGUUUAAGGUAUGGUUUUGGUCGACGACAACCCGGAACUUUGUUUCGAGGGAAUUUGACUCAAUUGCCAAAUGGUAAUAAACCAGCUCUGACCAGUCAGUUUAAUCUACCAAGCCGAAGUCAGAGCCACGUUAGAUCAAGCACACAUAGUUCAGAAAAAACCCAAUCAACGUUAACAGAAAGAAAUCAGAACCAUGAAACAUUAAAUCCUUCCAAUCCAAAAUUAUCCAGAUCUACUUCAGGAACAACACUGGAAAGUCAAACAUCAGUUUCAUCAGUUUUUGAUCAAUCAAAACUCUCAUCAGAGCCAAGGUCUCAUGGUUCUAAACCUUUGCACAGCAGUCAUGCAUCCACAUCACAGAGUAGUCCAAUCCACAAUUUAAAUGUAGAUAUAUCAAGUUCUUCUCAAUCAGUUUCACAAAGACUACCUCAAAGUUCAUCAACUUCACAAAACAGCCAAACAUUACAGGCUUCAGACAGAUCCUCUAGUCAAGACACUUCUUUUAGCAAAAGAACUGAUAACAUUGAUCACAUUAAUAUAGAUGAUAUAAAAAGUAAGGCUGAGGAGUCAACUUUAAACUCCAGAGCUCAAAUCACACAGGAAAUUAAGAAAGAAGAAAAACAAGUCGAAAGUACAAAUAAAAAACCUGUGGCUCCUCGUACAAGAAUUAGCUCUUCAUUUGCUGAAAGACUCCCUUGGCUAGCAAGUCGUUAUCCAGGCAAGUUCACCUCAAGUACCAGGACUUCAUCUCCCAGACAAGAUGCCAGGACAUAUUUGACCCAGGUAUCAUCAUCUGUUGGUGCUGGCAGACCACUCUUAAGAGAGACACCAACUAGGGUUUCUGGGGCUGCAGGUGCUUCAGGAGUUUCUUUAAAGCAGGAGACCGCUAAAGAUCUCAAGACCACAUCCAGACCUGAUUCACCAAAGAACAGUGUUGUGCUGAGCCCUGUAAAACCUUCUUUGCCAAAUCAACAUGUGGCUUUCAGUGACACUAGAAAUCCAACUACAGUAUCUUCCUCUGAAAUGUUAACUUCUGCAAGUUCUGGCUACCUCUCAUUUCAAAAAUCAAGUGCGCUCACAGACUCCAGUGAGGCCACCCAUAAAGAAAUAUCUAAGAGUAUGGAUAAGAAGAUGGACAAUGUUGAUACAUUGAGUACAGAAAGGAAUGGGAAACUUGCAGAUUCAACAGCUGGCCAGACAAAUUCUGCAUCUCCAUCUGUCUCCAGACAUUCAGAAAAAAAUGAGGGUGAGGCUGCAAAACAAACUUUGUCCAGAACAAGGCCCAGCACUUCUUCUGGAAUAAGUCCAAGUAUCCGUCAUCCUGGCGUUGGAAUGAAUGGGCGGGUACGGUCUUCUCUAUUAGCUAACAGACAGCUUGGUGGAUCAAGGCAACCUGUCAGACCACAGCUAGUGCAGAACUCUCGGCUUGGUGGGUCAACAUCAGAAACAUCUCCAACUUCUUCCUUAAGUAUGCCCAAGCCAGUCCUAACCUCUGCCAGCGACACUGAUAGUGGGGCUACUGUGAAAAAGACAGAAUUAAUUGGUGGAAACACUCAUUCCACAGCGUCUUUACCUUCAUCCAGAGACAGCUUUAGGAGUCAAGGGGGUAGGCCUCGCUAUCCCAUACUUAGAGGGAAACCUAUGAAUGGAGGACGAUUCAGUCCUGGCAAUGGAAAUGGUAAAAAUGGAAAGCCCAACCUGACAGCAACAAAUGAAAAGGACACACCUUCUUCUCAUGGAAGCAGUAAAGCUGUUGGACACAAGUUCAUCACUGGGCCUGAUGGAACCAAAUGGGUGGUUGACUUGGAGAAAGGUGUUCUCAUGAACCAAGAUGGACAGGUUCUUCAGGACUCACAAGGCAAACCCAAGAGAGUUGUCGUUGGAGAGGAUGGACGUACCAUUUUUGACCAUAUGGGUAGCCCCCUCAUAAGCCAAGAAGGUAUUGCUUUGUUUGGUCAUGGCAGAGAUAGCCAGCCAGUGGUCAACCCCAAGGACAAGGUCCUCAUGGUUGGAGGAAAACCGGUUCUUGGUUUGGAUGUGCCUCUACCCAGAACUUCCACCACCACCCGUACUAUGAUUCCCACUACCACCUUAGAACCAACCACCACGGAUUGGACCACAGAAGAUUUUAGCACUGCACUGCCCUACCCAACCUGUCCACCGGGAACCUUCUCCAAAACAGAUGAAUUUGGAUAUCCAGUUCUUGAUCCAGAGGGAAUUUUGGACUGUUAUCCUGAAGAGGAAUCCUCAGGGAUGGAAAUGGACCCUAUGCUUACAGUGGCCAUGGUGCCUGAUGCUUUAAGUCUUGAAAAAGAUGAACUGUUGGUGCAGACCACCUUACCACCAACUACCACUACCAUUGCCACAACUACUACCACUACUACAGCGAUUCCAACUAUAGAGGCCAGGCUGUCCAACAGAGGUCCUUUAUCUGAGUUUGAUCUCAGUGGGAAGAAGCGCUUCACAGCUUCUUAUGUGAACUACGUCCAGAAGGACCCAGGUGCACCUUGCUCUUUAACGGAGGCACUGGAGUACCUUCAGGUGGAUGUCCUGGAAAACUUGAUGGAGAAGGACAGCAUGGCAGUCAAUCAGAACCAGCCUCCAAGACACAAACCUCAAAACUUCACGGUGGUGGCAAUGGAAGGCUGUCACUCUUUUAUUAUCCUGGACUGGGCCAGACCUCUGAAAGAUGACAUGGUGUCAGGCUACAUGGUCCACAGUGCUUCUUAUGAUGACAUCCUCAAGAAUAGGUGGUCCUCCAGAGCCUCCAAUGGGACCCACCUACCUGUGGAAAAUCUCAAGCCCAACUCCAGGUACUACUUCAAAGUGCAGGCCAAGAAUGUGUUCGGUUUGGGGCCCUUCAGCGAGACGCUCACCUAUGUCACAGAGUCAGAUGAUCCUCUUCUCAUUGACAGGCCACCCGGUGGAGAACCAAUCUGGAUUCCUUUUAGCUUCAAGUAUAACCCAGUCCACAGUAGCUGUAAGGGCAGUCAGUUUGUGAAGCGGACGUGGUACAGAAAGUUUGUGGGUGUCGUUCUGUGUAAUUCUCUACGUUACAAGAUCUUUAUGGGAGACGGUCUGAAAGAGCCUUUUUACAGUAUAGGAGAUACAAUGGGCCAAGGUGAGGACCACUGCCAGUUUGUGGACUCCCACAGAGAUGGAAGAACAGGGCCAACCUACCUCUCAGAAAAUCUGCCCUCAGCACAAGGAUAUUACCGCGCCUACAGACAGGAGCCAGUUACCUUUGGAGUCAUUGGCCGGCGUACAUCCCAUCCAUUCGUGGGCUGGUAUGAAUGCGGGGUUCCCAUCCCUGGAAAGUGGUAACUAACUCUGCUUGAAGACAAGGGGCCGGAGCUCUGCAUCCUGCUGCAGGCUUUCACCUGCUGGUCUUGUCCAUUAAAAACAGACUUUUACCUACAAGCACAAAAACACCACUAUAAAUUAAAUAUUGCUUCAGAGAAAAAAAAAAAAAACAGUACUUUUAAACAGCUAAAUAUAUACCAUUAUGAUGCACUUUUUAUGUAAAGCAGUCUGUAUAUGAGGGGAAAAAGCUUGCUCUUGCUUAGCUUAACUAUUAUUACAAAGUGUUCUUGUAUUAUUAACAAAGACAGAUCCUUACCCAGUGUUAUUUAUCUUAUUCAUAACAGACCCACAUGUGGUGAAUCCAGUGACACUGGACCUGAAUAGAAACUACAAGAUAAACUGUACAAAUGAGCACUAGAGAUGUGUAUAGGUCUGUUCAUUUUCAUCUAUGGUAUUUGUAUUGCAUAUUGUUGUGAUGUUUUUGUCUAUUCAUGUUCCACACCCAUCAUACUGUUUUUAAUACCUUCUUUGAAAAUUUAAAUAUUGCUAUGUAAGUUUUAUAUGUAUACAGACAAAGAAUAAAAUACUUAAUAUGUGCUCAGGAAAUGCGAGAGGUUAAAUAAAGGUGCUAAUAAAAACAAAUGCAAUCCAAACACAUCAGUCAUAUUAUGCUUCCUCUGCUGCAAAAUUCACAAACAUUGCACACAUCUACUUUCACAACAUGAUAAAUGUAUGAGAACGAGAUGAAGUGCAGAAGAAACUGGCAGAAUAUCAUGUUUCAAAACGUUAUGAACUAAGAGAUGCAACUGCUGUUCUUUACGUGACCACUAGAGGUUGUCUCUUAAGUCUAGUUGAUCAGAAAUUCCAAUAUGGUCAUCAAAUCUCCAAAAUGUGUCAAAAGCUUUAGAAACUAACCGUUUAUACCUAUGUAAUCCUGGCGGUUUGUAUCUCAAUAAAUCCUUCAGACACAUACAA